Vicia villosa (hairy vetch) is the source of this 867-nucleotide messenger RNA. RefSeq names its product small ribosomal subunit protein bS20c. Gene Ontology annotation, biological process: translation. Gene Ontology annotation, molecular function: small ribosomal subunit rRNA binding; structural constituent of ribosome. The coding region runs from base 111 to 635 and encodes 174 amino acids. The transcript is spliced from 3 exons. NCBI's taxonomy places the organism in Eukaryota, Viridiplantae, Streptophyta, Magnoliopsida, Fabales, Fabaceae. The record is from RefSeq and is a predicted model, not a curated record. Gene Ontology annotation, cellular component: ribosome; small ribosomal subunit.
GAGUUGAGCAAUCCUUUAAUCAUCAUCCAAUUGAAAUUCAACCUCAACUGAACGGAUAAGAGAAAGAGAGCCCUCUCACCAGAGAGAAAGAGAACGAGAGAGAGAGAGACAUGGCUUCACUUUCAUGCUCAUUGCUGAACCUUCCCUCCCAAAUGAGAAGCCUUACCCUAACUUCAUCUUCUUCCACUUCAAAUUCCCUUUCUCUAUCUUUCUCCCGGAACAUUUCUCACACCGUCUUUCAACAAGGUAGGUUGUGGUUGAGUACCGUACAGAGGCGCGGCGUUGUAGUUUGCGAGGCGGCUCCCGAAAAGGUUGAUUCCGCACUUAAGAGAGCUCGACAAGCCGAGAAACGUCGCAUUUAUAACAAAGCUCGUAAAUCUGAGAUAAGAACACGUACCAAGAAGGUUUUGGAAGCACUGGAUUUGCUCAGAAAGAAAUCUGAUGCACAAGCGGAAGAAAUCCUCUCAAUUGAGAAGAUGAUUGGAGAGGCAUACUCUAUAAUUGACAAAGCAGUGAAAGUGGGCACACUGCAUAGAAACACCGGAGCAAAUCGCAAGUCUCGGCUGGCCAGAAGAAAGAGGGCAAUAGAAAUUCAUCAUGGUUGGUAUGCUCCUGUCCCUCAAGAAAGUGCCUGAAACAAUCCCUAGUGAGAACUUAAUACAUAUUUCUCUCACUGCUCAAAUCCUGUAUUUUAGUUUUUUUUGACUUCAGUUCAAUUUGAUUUAGUAUGCCAUCAUCAUGUAGAGACUCCAUUUGAUGUUAACAGCAUCUUCGAAAUUAGCCACCGUUGUAAGUUGUAUUUUUCCCUUAUUGUUAUAUUGCUUAAAUUGCCUCCUUGACUUAAUAAUAGUUGAUCUGUGAUUAAAA